This is a messenger RNA of Marmota flaviventris (yellow-bellied marmot), 1743 nucleotides long. Lineage: Eukaryota; Metazoa; Chordata; Mammalia; Rodentia; Sciuridae. The record is from RefSeq and is a predicted model, not a curated record.
CCCGGGACCAGGGUUGGCGGUGUGCACGGCGGCUGCCGGGUGACUGUGCUUUGCCCUGUGGCCCUGCUGCGGAAGUUCGCGCCCUUGGCGCUUUCUUCUUUUCUCGGAGAGCGUGGGAUGUGGUAAUGCCUGCCAGACUUCUCAAAGCCCUGGCCAGAUCCCACAGUGUAUUAUCAAAAGUACAUCAGUGCCGAAGACUUGUUCAUCUAACGUUAAAACCGAUCAAGGAACUUGAGGAUACAAUAUGCAGCAACCCCUUGACAGUACACCAAAACUUGGAUUCAUUCUUUCCUGUUGUAGCAGCUGGUGGUUUGAAUGAGCCCCAGAUCCUGGAAAUGAACUGGAAAAUAUCAGAUACAACCAAACUCUGUCCAUUAAAUACUGUACAUUGCCAGGAUGAGAAAGCAGGUCUUCCAUCCAUGAAAUCGUAUCCUGCUCACAGGAAGGGGACCCACAAACCUAAUCUAUUGGGUUCUAAGUGGUUUAUAAAAAUAUUAAAGAGGCAUUGUUCAUCUACUUCAACUGAAACAGUUGUUCCAAAGCAAGACUUUCCACAGAUGAAGAGACCACUGAAAGCAUCCAGGACCAGGCAGCCAUCCCGGACCAACCUUCCAGUUCUGUCUGUGAGCGAGAACCUGAUGCACUGCACAGCAUUUGCCACAGCAGACGAGUACCAUCUGGGAAAUCUGUCUCAAGAGCUGGUCGCCCAUGGAUACAUUGAAGUAACAAGCUUGCCUAGAGAUGCAGCAAAUAUUUUGGUGAUGGGUGUGGAAAGUUCUGCAAAAGAAGGUGAUCCUGGAACAAUAUUCUUCUUCAGGGAAGGAGCUGCUGUGUUUUGGAAUGUGAAAGAUAAAACUAUGAAGCAUGUAAUGCAAGUUCUGGAGAAACAUGAAAUUCGGCCUUAUGAGAUUGCAUUGGUACACUGGGAAAAUGAAGAGCUUAACUACAUAAAAAUAGAAGGUCAGUCUAAACUUCACAGAGGGGAAAUCAAUUUAAAUUCGGAGCUGGAUUUAGAUGAUGCCAUUCUAGAGAAGUUUGCUUUCUCCAAUGCCCUUUGUCUUUCAGUGAAACUGGCUAUUUGGGAAGUGACACUGGAUAAAUUUAUUGAGUCUAUUCAGUCUAUUCCAGAGGCUUUAAAAGCUGGCAAGAAAGUGAAACUGUCUCAUAAAGAAGUUAUGCAGAAAAUGGGUGAACUCUUUGCCCUAAGGCACCGUAUAAACUUGAGUUCAGACUUCCUGAUCACUCCUGAUUUCUACUGGGACAGGGAAAACUUGGAGGAACUUUAUGAUAAAACUUGUCAAUUCCUUAGCAUUACUCGAAGAGUUAAGCUACUGGCAGAACCAUCAAGCAUCACCAUCUAGUCAUUCAGUCAGAAAAUUAAAGUCAUCUGGGAGUCUUCUUUUUGCGUCACCCUCCACUUCUCAUCUGUCAGACCAUCUCUCCAUUCCUAACUAAGUAUCAGUCAUUCAUUGGGAGAUAUUUAUUGAAAGCCUAGGUGAUAAGCCCUGGACUAAUGAACAACAGAUAGGAUUGCCAUACCGACCCCAGCCUUGAGGUCCCCCCAUAGUUAACAUGCAUCCCUACUGUUGCUUGGCCUCCUCCCUCCCCUGGACUAGUCUAAGACCUUCUGCACCCUCGGUCCAGAAGGCAGAGACAUAUGGUCUCACUUGCCAUUCUGCCUUCUUUCCUGUAGAACAGUGAAUCUUAAAACAAGUAUUUCAGGAUUGGGGAAAAAAAAAAAAA